Molecule: messenger RNA, 1323 nt
Organism: Cavenderia fasciculata
Lineage: Eukaryota; Evosea; Eumycetozoa; Acytosteliales; Cavenderiaceae
Gene: psmC1
Product: 26S proteasome ATPase 1 subunit
Exons: 2
Coding region: 1-1323 (440 amino acids)
Biological process (GO): proteasome-mediated ubiquitin-dependent protein catabolic process
Cellular component (GO): proteasome regulatory particle, base subcomplex
Molecular function (GO): ATP hydrolysis activity; proteasome-activating activity; ATP binding
Source: RefSeq, a predicted model, not a curated record
AUGGGUCAGAACCAAUCUUUAGGUAAUAUGGAUAAAGAUCCAAAUAAAAAGGAUCAACAAAAACCAAAAUAUCAAGCACCACCACCACCAACACAAUUUGGAAAGAAAAAGAGAAGAAGAGGAGCAGAGACUAGUACAAAGUUACCAGUUGUGACACCACAUACCAAAUGUAAAUUAAAGCAAUUAAAACUCGAACGUAUAAAAGAUUAUUUGUUGAUGGAACAAGAGUUUCUCCAAAACUAUGAACUCAACCAACCAAAGGGCGACGACAAGGACAAGACUGACGAAAAGAUGAUCGACGAGAUUAGAGGCGACCCACUGACGGUCGGUUCGCUCGAAGAGGUGAUUGACGAUAAUCAUGCUAUCGUGUCGAAUGCAGUGGGACCCGAACACUAUGUACGUAUCAUGUCGUUUGUCGACAAGAGCAAACUGUUCCUCGGCGCCACCGUCCUCCUCCACAACAAGACAUUGUCGGUGGUCGGUGUCAUUGACAGCGAGGUCGACCCCAUGGUCAAUGUGAUGAAGGUUGAAAAGGCACCACUCGAGAGCUACAGCGAUAUUGGUGGGCUCGAGACACAGGUGCAAGAGAUGAAAGAGGCUGUCGAGCUGCCCCUCACUCACCCCGAGUUUUACGAAGAGAUUGGUAUCAAGCCACCCAAAGGUGUCAUUUUGUAUGGUGAGCCAGGUACCGGCAAGACACUGCUCGCCAAGGCUGUGGCCAAUCAGACAUCGGCCACCUUUUUGCGUGUCGUCGGCUCGGAACUCAUCCAAAAGUAUCUUGGUGACGGACCCAAGCUCGUCAGAGAGUUGUUCCGUGUCGCCGAAGAAUUGGCACCAUCCAUUGUCUUUAUCGACGAAAUUGAUGCCGUCGGUACCAAGCGUUACGACAGCACAUCGGGUGGAGAGCGUGAAAUCCAACGUACCAUGCUCGAGUUGCUCAAUCAACUCGACGGUUUUGAUGCUCGUGCCGACGUUAAAGUCAUCAUGGCCACUAACCGUAUCGAAACUCUCGACCCUGCCCUCAUCCGUCCCGGUCGUAUCGAUAGAAAGAUUGAAUUCCCAUUGCCAGACAUCAAGACCAAACGUAAGAUCUUUGAAAUCCACACUGCCAAGAUGAACCUCUCUGAGGAUGUCAACCUCGAAGAGUUUGUCAUGUCCAAGGACGAUCUCUCUGGUGCCGAUAUCAAGGCCAUUUGUACAGAAUCUGGUUUACUUGCCCUUCGUGAACGUCGUAUGCGUGUCACUCAUACCGAUUUUAAAAAGGCAAAAGAAAAAGUUCUCUAUCGUAAAACUCAAGGUGCUCCUGAAGGUUUAUAUAUGUAA